AUUCAGUGUUGUUCCAACAUGAAUCGAAUGACUUUUCCAAAUAUUGUGGGGAAAUAAGGAAAUCCGUAUACAGUGGUGUUAAGAACAUCGACUCAUUUCUAGUUAAUGCCAUAUGCGGAUUGUGGGGCUUGUAUUGCCCUUACAGAGUGUUUUGUACACUGUAAUAUUUUCCUUCGUUGCUUUAGAUUGGUAUCAAGACAAAAGACGGGUGCAAUGCACUGCGUCCUCGAAUAUGUAAAGAAUAUUCUAAUAUUUUUCGUAUCUCUUUAAUUUCCAUUCCUCUCCAUAUAUUUUAAGACAAAUUAAUUAUUUCAAUUUGGUGUUUUUUGUCGUUAUGGUGGUUUUCUCACCGUUAUCUGGGUAAUGUGUGGGGAAUGUUGAAGACCGCCUGGCAACACUGCUGUGACGUUCCUAUGUUUGGCUCCCGCGGACAGCUGCAGUGGUGUGGUCAGGCCGUGGUGAAAACAUCUGUUUUGAUAUUUAUUUUUGUUAACAUAAGUCGUGAUAAUGGAAAGCAGUGUAAAUGGCGGUCUGGGAGCGUAUAUUUCUUCGGAUUCCCAGAAUUUUAUCAUUCACGGAGAAGAAAUAGAUGAUGAUGCAGAAUGUUCAAUGGCAGCUGAAAAUACCGAUGAUUCCAAUCACGGAGUUGGAGAUAAAAGCAGCUGUGUUAUCAGAGAACAAGAUAGAUUUCUUCCAAUCGCCAAUGUGGCAAAAAUAAUGAAAAAAGCCAUUCCUGAAUCUGGAAAGAUUGCCAAAGAUGCCAGAGAAUGUGUGCAAGAAUGUGUGUCAGAGUUCAUAAGUUUUAUAACAAGUGAAGCUAGUGAUCGUUGUCAUAUGGAAAAAAGAAAAACUAUUAAUGGAGAAGAUAUUCUAUUUGCCAUGACAAAUCUAGGCUUUGAUAAUUACGUAGAACCUCUUAAGUUAUACCUCCAAAAAUAUCGUGAGGCUACAAAAGGUGACAAAACAUUAACAGCUGGUGAAAUGUAUGAUGAAAUACCUGAAGAUUUUGCUCACACACUUAAUGGGAACAUCUUGACAGCAGAAGGUGAUGAACAUGAAACUGUGAUAUACUACCCGGACCAUACAACAUUACAGCCAUUCUAGUUGCAUUGACAUAUGUUGUACAAGAAAUCAAGUUGCCUUUUCAAUUGUUCACAAAUGUGAUUCUUUUGUGAAAAGGUUUCAUCCUGUGCCUUAUUGUACCUGCUACGUUUCUGUUGCAAAUAUGCAAAACUUGAAUGGGUAUAUAUUUUUGUAAAGUACUUUUGUACAAUAUUUUGUCUAUUGAAUUAUAUUUCAUGUGUUUCACAAAAGUGUAUUUUUCAUACUCGUGAUUGUUGACUAGAGUUGUUCUGUAUGAAAAUACAUUGUGUAUUUGCAAACAGUAAGUGUGUAUUGAGAAGAUGUUUAGAGAGUUUGUGCAUUUUUAAACUCUAUAUGAAUAAAAGAGUUUGCAAGAGAUUACUGUGCACUUGAACUGUUAAAAUGUGAUUAUAUGACAAAUGUUUAACACUCUUGGAAUGUACAGAUAUCUCGUACGAACUCUGAGUACUAGUGGCCUCCAAUCUCAUUUGCGUAUGUUCCAUUUACCAUGGUACACACUUUGUGUUAAUUUCUUCGAUUUAAUUUUAAUUCUUCUAAUUUUUUUUUUUUUUUUUUUUUUUUUUUUUUUUUUUUUUUUUUUUUUUUUCAUAAAAUAAUGAUUCUACUUGUGAAUAACCUAUCUAUAAAUAUUAAUCAUUACUACAGUAUUAAUCAGACAUAUUAAUUAUUGCUGAUUAAGCACUGAUAUAACUGCUUUUGAUUUAUUGUCAGAACCCACUUGUUUUGACACGUAUGAAAUAUGUGUCUAUUUACCACUGAACAGACCAGUGUUGAUGUAAACUGUACCUUACUUUUCCCGCCAUAUCAUGAUAUUGAGAAUAUAAAUUAUUAUUUCAAUUCUUUUUAAUUAUAGUUUUAUUCUCUGAGUAAAUUUCUUCCAAUGUUUUUGGACAAUACUAAAUUAAGACAACAAUAUACUUAGCCUUUCUGUGCUAAUAACACUGAAAAUCACAGUAUUGAAAGCAUUUCAAUGUAAUUGGGCAAGACCAUUUGUCAGCUUGAUAUCAGUGCUUUACUGAAGAAAAGUAUUGAGAAGACCGUUACCUUAUUCAUUAAUUGUGAACUGUCUAGAUUCUACUUAUCUAGACAUAAACAUGAUCAUUAUACGUGUAUAUAUGUGUGUGUGAGGUUUGAAUGUAUGAAUAUAUUACUGAUGGCAAGUGCAUUUCACAUUUGUGCCAAAUUAUAUGCAUAAUAUUUGAUGAUAUUUUACAUAUAAAAUCUGUGAUUUAUUGCCUUGGAGAUUCUAUUGCAGAUCAGGUUAUGAGCGCAGCACAAUGUUCAUUGUUCUGUGACAUCAACUUGAUAUCUACUUGCACCCAUGAACAAUCUUAGCACCAAACGUAUGAAACUUAAGAUUGAUAUAUUCUCCUUGUUAACACAUUUUCCCUUAUGACAACGAAGGAAUAGUCUGUCUUCCAUCAGAAUGUGGUGAAUGACAACACACACUCGCAAUGGCAAUGGCCUCGUUUAUAACCAUAAACUUUUAAAAAUAAUUGACCUUUACUACAUGUAUCCAAUUUCAUGACAAGGCUUUGGUCUCCGGGAUUAACAUCCUUGAGUCUGUCCUACGCAUCAUUUCCAAUUCAUUUUAUUCUUAAGUUCUUUUUUCUGUGUAAUUCCAAGUCAUGCCUCAUGUUUCAAAGUUAAUAAGGUGUUGCCCAUAAAUUACAUAUUGCUAAAGAGAGAGGAGGGAGUUUGUGGCAGUAUUACAUAAAUUGUUACAACAAACAAAAAUAUUCUUACAGCAGUGGUAUAUUGAUUGAAUUAGGUCGAUUAUAAAGAAAAUAUUCAAAUCUGAUCUAGAGCAUAUUCUAAAAUCCAAUUAAACUGGCAUAGUAGAUUCUUGCACAUGCGUCAUCUACAACAAUGCGUACCUGUCUUCCCAGAAAUUUUCUUGCUCAAAUGUCCUUCCUGGACACAAAAAUUGUCCCCAAUGUAAUUGUUCGACAAUGUAGUCAUCAUAAUUCUGACUAAUUGUCAUAAAUUUUAAUGUAAUACACAUAGAAUUAAUACAAAUUAGUUUUACUGUUAUAUAAUUUAGUGUUGCGUAUUGUAAAUGGGGAGAGGUGGUCACAAGUGUUAUGCAAUCAUUAAUGAGGGGAGAAGGCAAAAUUUAUGGGAAAACAAUGUUUUAAUGUGUUUGAAUAUGCUACUUUACAAAGAAAGAUCUCAGAAAAAUUUACAAUUUUCAUUUAAAGCUUAUUUAUGGAAUUUAUUAACUUAGGAGGAAUAGAUUAGAUAUUGAGGAAAACCGACUGAAAGCCAGUGUGUUUGUGUUUUUUUUAACAUAAAAGUGUUGAGACUUGCAGCUCAUGUUUAGCUCUUUUUGCAUGCAAAUUUUUCAGCUUUCUGAGAGGUUCAGAACCUGCAUGGAAAACAUUAUAAAAUGCAUGCAGGUAGUAGGUUAAAUUUCUUUCAAAGAAAAAAAAAAGUUAACUUAAACUGAGGGCAUGAAGUUAAGGUCAAAUUGCUACCUAAAAUGGUUUUAAAUUAUUUUUGGUGAUUUCUUCACUUUCAUUAUUUGGGGUUUGUAAUUCCAUGAAAUGAGACACUAAAUUGUUUAUUGAAAAGCAUAUUCAAUGCAACAAAGAUGUUCAAGAAAAGUGGACAGUCACUGGAGCUCACACAGUAAAUAGUACACAUGUACAAAGCCACUUUUCCACUACACCUUUUCAAUCUCCAGAAAUUUAACGGUUUCAAUAACUUAAUAGUGAUCCAAUAAAUUAAUAUAUGUAGAGGUGCCCUGAGAAAACAAAAGGCUUGCUUAUUUAUUUUCAAUUUAACGAACAUUUUGUCCAUAUGACAGUUACAAAAAUUACAGGUUUGUUAUAAUUAAUUGUAUCCUUAAAUGCUUUCUCAUGGUCAAGCCAUUGUAGGUACAUAUUUUGAGAAAUAAAUGGACUGAAAGAUUAAUUUUGUGCAACAUUGCAAAUAUUUUGUAAUAAAAGUUGGAUAUAUAUACAAAUGAAUACUGAAUAUAUUUAAUAGUUCUUUUGUACAGGAGUACCCAGGGAAAGCCAGAGGUCUGGAGCAGUAGGUUCCCAGGAGUCCCUUAUUUCAAAUAAAAGUUUCCACCCAAUACCUGAAUAGAAUUCAGUUCUUCAUGCAACAGAAAUAACACAUCUGUUAAUCUGAAUUAGAAGUAAAUACAUUUUUUUAUGUUUUGAAUGAGGAAAACAAAAAUUGGAGUCUCAGUUAAACUGAGGCCUGGAAAAAGCUGCC
This is a messenger RNA of Gryllus bimaculatus (two-spotted cricket), 4329 nucleotides long. The record is from the annotation of a GenBank genome assembly. NCBI's taxonomy places the organism in Eukaryota, Metazoa, Arthropoda, Insecta, Orthoptera, Gryllidae.